UAAAAGGGUGAGUCCCCACCCCUCCUCCAGCAGAACAGGCUUUCCUCUCAGAGUGCACCACAUCUCUGGGAAUGUUUUGGUGUAAUUAGACACAAAUCUAAAUUAUCUUUCCUCGCUCGGUUUAUUCUAAGCGUGUCCUUCGUUAUUACUUGACUUCAACGGUUUUCGGCCAUCGUUUUGAAUCCGGUCUGUAAUAGGCCCUUCCAUUCAGUGAGCAAUUCAUUCAAACCUAAAUACACCAAAAGGAACCAGGUUUUUUGAAGAAAUCGUCCGGACAUUUGCUUUGUGUGUUUGUUUUUAACUGAAAGGAUUUUAGUGGCAUCCUGCCACAUCUUCACAAGCAUGAAACAGCCCUCUGCCAGAACUGAGAUGAGCCGCUUCAACAUCUCUCCCGAAGACGACAGCAGCAGCGCCAACAGCAACGAGUACACCUACUGUCCCACGGACUGUCCACAGAAGGUCCCACUGGGCGGCCAAUACUCUGACAUAGAAGCAGAGAGUCAAAACUUCCUCCCCGAACACAACCCGAGCAAGAAGAAGUAUGAGACCGAAUACCACCAGGGCAACGCCUCCUUCGGGAUGUCCGUCUUCAACCUGGGCAACGCCAUCAUGGGCAGUGGCAUCCUGGCUCUGUCCUACGCGAUGGCCAACACUGGCAUCGCCCUGUUUGUGAUUCUCCUCGUGUCCGUUGCCAUCUUCUCCUUGUAUUCUGUCCACUUGCUGCUGAAGACGGCCAACGAAGGAGGUGCGCUGGUGUACGAGCAGCUGGGCUACAAAGCUUUCGGGAUGCCGGGGAAGCUCGCCGCUUCCUGCUCCAUCACCAUGCAGAACAUCGGAGCCAUGUCGAGCUACCUCUACAUCGUCAAAUACGAGCUGCCCAUCGUCAUCGAAUCCUUUAUGGGAACCAGCAAUGGAGAAUGGUACACUAACGGUGACUACCUGGUGCUGAUGGUGACGAUUUUAAUUAUCUUGCCCCUGUCGCUGCUCAGGAACUUGGGCUACCUUGGUUACACCAGUGGUCUGUCCCUGCUCUGCAUGGUGUUCUUUCUGAUUGUGGUGAUCAUCAAGAAGUUCCAGCUCCCGUGCCCGCUCCCCGAGGACUUCAGCACUCUGAACGAAACGAUAAGCAAAGUGCUGAACGCCACCUUGUCCCACCUGAACACCACCGCCGUGGACUACAGCGAGGACUUAUGCACUCCAAAAUACUUUGUCUUCAACUCUCAGACUGUGUACGCCGUUCCCAUCCUGACCUUCGCCUUCGUGUGCCACCCCGCCAUUCUGCCCAUGUACGAGGAGCUCAAAGACCGUUCUCACCGAAGGAUGCAGGGUGUUGCCAAUGUGUCCUUCCUGGCCAUGUUCAUCAUGUACCUGCUGGCCGCCCUCUUCGGAUAUCUGACCUUCAACGUGCACGUGGAGCCUGAGUUGCUGCACACCUACUCCAAGGUCUACAAGUCUGAUGUGCUCCUGCUGGUCGUCCGUGUGGCUGUGCUGACCGCUGUCACGCUCACCGUCCCCGUGGUGCUGUUCCCUAUUCGUACCUCCGUCAACCAUCUGCUGUGUGCCUCCAAGGAGUUCAGCUGGAUCCGCCACACAAUCAUCACCACGGUCCUGUUGGCCGGCACCAACUGCUUGGUCAUCUUUGUCCCCACCAUCAGGGACAUCUUUGGCUUCAUCGGCGCCUCUGCUGCUGCCAUGCUCAUCUUCAUCCUGCCCUCGGCUUUCUACAUCAAACUGGUCAAGAAGGAGUCCAUGAAGUCUGUGCAAAAGAUCGGGGCCGCCGCCUUCCUGCUGUUAGGCUUCUUUGUCAUGAUCGGCAGCAUGACCCUCAUCAUCCUGGAUUGGAUCCACAAUGCCACAGCCAGCCCGGUGGUACACGCCGACGGACUCUAAAGCUCCACUUCUCCAACAAGGAGAGAGGAGGCUCCUGGACUGCUACGACUGCGCAAACCAACAAAGAUCAAACCUAUUGUAAAAGAAGAAAAACACAAGAACUCACUUGAUGCUCUGCUUUGACUUCCUGAGCGACAAACCAUGCCAUUCCAAGAGAAUGUAUUGAACUUGUACAGUAUGCUGUUAUAGGCCACAAAGAUUGGUGUUUUACUUGUUUCUUCUCUUUUGUCGUAACUUUUUUUCAUUGUUGUUUUUGCUAAAAAAAACAAAUGUUUUUUUAAUGUUCUUUUGUAGGUAUGGUACAGCGGAAAACAAAUAUUUGAAGGUGCCUCAAAGCAGAGAUGACAUAGUUGUAGAUUUCAAAAUGAAGCUUACACUCAGGUACGGCGUGCCGGUGUGGCUGUGACCUCAGAGCUCAGCAACAACCAAUCCUGCUGAGAAACAUACGUGAACCUCCUGAAGAUCGACGAGGUAACUUGAAAGUUCAUCCUCCUCAAGGGCGAUUCAAUUCCUUCCAACAUUUGUUUGUUUUCCUUUUCUUUUUUUUGACUUUGCCAAAAAUGUAUUUGUUUAGCAUCUUUGUAUAUUGAAAAGCACUUACUGUUCAGCACACUUGGAGAAAAACAAUGUCAGUUUUCACAGGCGAGGCCUACGACACCGCCUUUUGAGUAUUUCGUACAAAGGCUUUGUGACCUUACUUAGUGUCAGCUUUCCAUGUAAACCCCAAUAUAAGUCAACAGAACCUGCCUUUUCAAACCUGACACUGAGAGCUGUAGAGUUCCUCAUUCGAGGACUCUCACAAACUGUAUUUACUCUUAAAAACCUGCUGAAGAUCUUGUUGGAAAAGCGCGAUCAGUGACGACACUACUUUUUUUUUUGUCUUUACGGGAGAAUACUUUGAAUUUGACCACACGCAGUGGUUGUAAUAUACCUGUUAAACUUGCAGAAAAAAAACAAAAAACGAGAACCAGUCUGUCACAAUAUUUUGAGUGUUUUUUUGUGUACAGUUGUGCAGUUUUCUGCUUUCGAAACGUUUCACAAAGAAGAACUUGAUGACUCGACGCGGACUUCGUUCCCCGUCGAGUCGUGAACCUGUCAUCUGACGGUGCACUGUGCUUCCAACACUAACUUAACACAUCACCAAACUGUUAUUGUCCAACAUCUAUUUAUGGAAGACCGUGAAAUCAAUGUAAUUUAAUCUAUUUUACUAUAUUUAUAAAAUAUUGUAUGUAUAUAUAUAUAUAUAUAUAUAUAU
Anarrhichthys ocellatus (wolf-eel) is the source of this 3145-nucleotide messenger RNA. It is a transcript of the gene slc38a2, whose product is annotated as solute carrier family 38 member 2. The transcript is spliced from 16 exons. Gene Ontology annotation, cellular component: plasma membrane. Lineage: Eukaryota; Metazoa; Chordata; Actinopteri; Perciformes; Anarhichadidae. The record is from RefSeq and is a predicted model, not a curated record. Gene Ontology annotation, molecular function: L-glutamine transmembrane transporter activity. Gene Ontology annotation, biological process: amino acid transmembrane transport; L-glutamine transport. Bases 343 to 1890 code for a protein of 515 amino acids.